Molecule: messenger RNA, 2339 nt
Organism: Hyaena hyaena (striped hyena)
Lineage: Eukaryota; Metazoa; Chordata; Mammalia; Carnivora; Hyaenidae
Gene: ZC3H12D
Product: zinc finger CCCH-type containing 12D
Exons: 6
Coding region: 253-1851 (532 amino acids)
Biological process (GO): nuclear-transcribed mRNA catabolic process, RNase MRP-dependent; 3'-UTR-mediated mRNA destabilization
Cellular component (GO): nucleus; cytoplasmic ribonucleoprotein granule
Molecular function (GO): metal ion binding; mRNA binding; RNA endonuclease activity
Source: RefSeq, a predicted model, not a curated record
AAUGUGACCGUGGCAUCCAGGAAGGGGAGCUUUGGCAUGAAGGGCCUCCUCAUGGCUGCGUGGCCCAGCCUGGCUGGGCUCCCCCAGGCUGGGUGACACCCGGCUGGCUGUGGCAGGAGCUGGAGGUGCCCAGGGGGAGCACUGGUGUCCACUGUGGAGGCCGGAGCGACGCGCCCUGCUGCUCAUGCCGGCGUGGCCCUGCCAGAAGGCAGCUGGGGGCAGGACCGUCACCAGGGCCCCGGCGGGCACAGCAUGGAGCGCUCGAGCAAGAUGGAGUUCUUCCAGAAGCUGGGCUACGGCCGGGAGGACGUGGUCAGGGUGCUGGGCAAGCUGGGUGAGGACGCCCUGGUCAAUGACGUGCUGCGGGAGCUGAUCCAGACCGGCAGCCGCCCCGGGGCCCACGAGAGCAGCGCCGGGCCCCUGCUCGUUCCCAGGGGCUCCUGCGGACCCCUGGACCCUGCCCACUGUGGGCUGCCGGCCGAGCUGGAAGACGACCGUGGAGGCCCGGCCAGUUCCUUGCGACCCAUAGUGAUCGACGGCAGCAACGUGGCAAUGAGCCAUGGAAAUAAAGAAGCCUUCUCUUGUCGGGGAAUCCAGCUGGCCGUGGAUUGGUUCCGAGACAGAGGACACACCUACAUCAAAGUUUUUGUCCCAUCCUGGAGGAAAGACCCACCAAGAUCUGAUACCCCUAUCAGAGAGCAGCACGUGCUGGAGGAGCUGGAGAGGCAGGCGGUGCUCGUGUACACCCCGUCCCGCAAGGUCAACGGCAAGCGGGUGGUCUGCUACGAUGACCGCUACAUUGUGAAGGUGGCCUAUGAGCAGGAUGGCGUCAUCGUCUCCAACGACAACUACCGUGACCUCCAGAGCGAGAACCCCGAGUGGAAGUGGUUCAUCGAGCAGAGGCUGCUCAUGUUCUCCUUUGUCAAUGAUCGGUUCAUGCCUCCGGAUGACCCCUUGGGCCGCCGGGGACCCACCCUGAGCAACUUCCUGAGCAGGAAGCCCAGGCCUCCGGAGCCAUCAUGGCAGCACUGCCCCUACGGCAAGAAGUGCACCUACGGCGUCAAGUGCAAGUUCUACCACCCCGAGAGGCCGCACUUGGCGCAGCUGGCGGUGGCCGACGAGCUUCGCGCGCAAACGCGGGCCUGGCGGGACGCGGGCGCCGAGGCGGAGCGGCGGCGGGGCGCGCGGGGGGCGCGGGCGGAGCAGGGCGGCCCGGGGGGCGCUCCCGCCGCGGCCUGGCCGGCGCCCCCGGAGCCCGGCGUGCGCAGCUUGCCCCCGGCGCGGCGGGCGGCCGACGUGGCCGCGCUCGAGGGCAGCUUCUCGCGCCUCGCCUUCAGCGACGACCCUGGGCUCGUCGCGGCGCCCCCUCGGGACGGCGGCCUCGCGCCCCGGCCGCGCCGUCCGGACUGGGGGGCGCCGGGGGCCUCGGCGUCCCCGGGAGCCCUGCCCGCCCUGCCGAGCCCCCGGGGCCCGUCCUGCCCGCAGGCCCCGCCGAGGGGAGGCCCCGGCCCCGGGGCCCCGCACAGUGACCUGCUCCCGCAGCGCAGGAGGCCCGCCGAGGCGCGGGCCCUCCCGCAAGGGGCCGGCCGGUUCCCGGGCCGCUCGGCCUGGGCGGAACGCGGCUGGGACGACGGCGCCUUCGGGGGACCUUCGGGGUGCCCGCCUCCCUCCGCUCCCGGCGAGGGGGACGUGGGCGCGCGCGCCCGGGCGCGCGCUGCGCUCUGCAGCAUCUUCCCGCCGCACCAGGUGGACAGCGUCAUGGCCCUGUUCCCGGCGCUCUCCGACGUCACCCGGCUCAUCCUUCUCAUCCAGAGGUUCCAGGCGUCCGGUGCUCCUGUGGGAAAGUCCUAAGGAACUCGUCCAAGCCACCGCCAAGUCCCAGCCUUGCCUUGCCACGUGGGUCAGGGCGUGAGGUCAGCCUGCCCCGGAGGCGAGCCACUUUGCAGCCCCCUUUUCUUUCAAGAUGUCAGGGAAGCCAGCUUCCUUGCCCUCAGCCGUGCCCAUGGUGGCAGUCGACGACCCUCACUGACACUGCAAGGCUUGCUCCUGGAAGUCCGUGUCCUGCGGAAUAAGGCUGGCCCCAUCCACGGAGGGAGUGACCUCCUAUGUCUGGAAGACUAGAAGGUGCCUGACGGUUCCAAGGGUUCCCCCAGAACACCGCAGGGCUGUUUUGUCAAGCUGCAAUGGGGACCCACAAGUGGUCACAACAUCAGUUUAGUGGGUGGCACCAGAAGGAGCGUGUGUGUGCACACGUGUACCCUUGGUAGCUGUGCAAACUUAAUGUGGGUCAUGGGCAAAAGGUUGAAAAAGUCUAGUAAAUGGGCUUGACUUUUAUUGCA